CCAACUACAGGAACACAAGAGAGAGGUGAAAGACAAAUUUUGUACCUUGAUCGACCGAUAGAGGGCAGCAGAGUUCUGUUAAAGGUUGUUCCAGUACUCCUUCGUCACAGUGGCCAGAUCUUGGAUACUUACGCAGUGCUGGACGAUGGAUCAGAAAGAACUAUGCUCUUACCAGCUGCUGCACAAGAACUGGGGCUCAAAGGCACUCCGGAAACCCUGCCUUUGCGCACAAUCAGGCAAGAUGUUCAAACUCUUCAGGGCACCUGUGUUUCUUUUGCCAUUUCCCCCAAAGCUAAGCCGAGGACCCAGUACCACAUAAAUAAUGCCUUCACCACGGCCCGCAUCGAUCUGGCUGAUCGCACCUAUCCCAUUGACUCACUCAAAGGGAAAUAUAAGCAUCUCAACAGACUACCUAUCCGUGCCUUUAAGAAGGUAAAACCUCUGCUGCUCAUAGGAAGUGAUCAUCCACACCUCCUUGUUCCCACUGAGCCUGUACAUUUGGGACCCCCAGGAGGCCCAGCAGCUGUUUGUACCAAGUUAGGUUGGACAUUACAAGGCCCCUCCAGCAUCAUCUGCCAGCUGGAUAGACCACAGCAGUGCUUGUUUACCUCUGUCCCUCCUCAGGUGAGUGAGUUAAUGAAACAUGUUGAGAAGCUCUGGCAAACUGACACCAUUCCUCUUGUCAGUGACAAAGAUGUAACCCGCUCCAAACAAGAUCACAGAGCUCUUGACCUGCUUACAAGUAGAACCACCCGGGUAGAUGUURAUGGCAUUUUACAUUAUGCUACCCCYCUGCUACGUCACAAAGACAUGCCACCUCUACAAGCCACACCUGAUGCUGUCCUGCCCAGCCUGAGAAGCGUUGAAAGAAGGCUCCAUAAAGACCCUGUGAGAGCAGGAAUACAUCAGGCUGAGAUGGAGAAGUUGAUCWAGGCAGGAUACGUACGAAGGAUUCAUCCCUCCGAGUUAACCAAAGGAGAGGAAGCCUGGUAUAUUCCUCACCACCUCRWCAGUCAUAAUGGUAAGCACAGAUUGGUGUUUAACUGUUCCUUUCAGCACCGGGGUCAGAACCUGAAUGAACAUCUCCUACCCGGACCAACUUUGGGAGCAUCCCUGCUGGGAGUCCUCCUCAGGUUUCGGGAACAUGCUGUGGCAGUGAGUGGAGACAUAAAGGCUAUGUUCCAUCAAGUCCAUCUCCUCCCUGAGGAUCGACCACUCCUGCGCUUUGUGUGGCGUGACUUGCACUCUGAUGAGUCAGCUGCAGUGUAUGAGUGGCAGGUACUUCCCUUUGGUACCACCUGCAGCCCUUGCUGUGCUGUAUUUGCCCUACAGUGCCACGUAAAAGACCACAGCCACCCUGGUGAGGAAGUGAGAACAUCAAUAGAAAGAUGCUUUUACGCUGAUAACUGUCUCCACAGUCUGCCAUCUAAGGAGGAGGCCAAAGAUCUCGUCAAUAAACUGAGAGCUCUUCUKUCAUCAGCUGGAUUUGUACUUCGACAGUGGGCCAGUAACGACUCAUCKGUCAUCAGCCACCUACCAGAAGAGGACCGAUCCAACAGUGCAGAACUCUGGCUUGCACAAAGUAAGGUGGAUUGUCCUGAAUCAACACUGGGACUCAGUUGGCAUUUUUCCACAGACAUGCUAGGCUACAAACAUCGUCCUGUUCACUAUAGUGCUCCUACAAUGCGUAGCAUUUACAAAGUACUCGCCAGCCAGUUCGACCCACUAGGUCUCAUCUUACCUUACACAACGAGAGCCAAAAUGCUGGUGAGACGUUUAUGGGACAAAAUAGAGGUUGGGCCAAAUAGAUGGAGUCAAGGACCUUCUUUUCUUCAUCUGCAUCCUGAUCAAUGGCCAACAGAUCCCACAAGAAAUCUGGACCCCUCUCCAGAUCCUUCUGAGCUUCGCCGAUCAACUUUCUGUGGUGUGUCCUCAAUGUCUGAAGCCGACAUUAGUCAAUACAACACCUGGAAGGAGCUGCUCAACGUCACUGUGCAGGAGCUGCACGGGGCGGCUGAUAAAGACACCCCUAAAACUUCUGAGGACUACCAUCAAGCAGAAGUUUUUAUCAUUAGGAGGGCCCAACAAACCAGUUUCCCAGACGACUUUAACCUUCUGAAAGCUCAAAACCCAGUCCGACGGAGCAGUCGCCUCCUAACUUUAUCUCCAGAGCUGGAUGAAAAGGAGGAACUGAUUCGAGUUGGUGGUCGUCUGCGCCGAUCCGAAGAUUUAACUUAUGGCAGCCUGCAUCCACUGAUACUUGAUCCUUCUCACCCAGUCACUCGUCUGAUUAUUCAAGAUUAUGACAUCCGACUGCGUCACCCAGGACCGGAACGUGUGUUUGCAGAGUUGAGGUGCAAGUACUGGAUCCUGAGAGGCAGAGAGGCAGAGAGGCUGUUCGUCAUUUUCAGAGAACCUGUACUGAAUGUCGUAGAUGGAGAGCGAAACCAGUCGUACCCAGAAUGGCUGAUUUACCAAGAGCUCGGCUUCGCCUAUUCAAGCCAGCCUUUUAUUCUACUGGAACUGACUGUUUUGGACCCAUGGAGGUCAAAGUAGGUCGGCGUUUGGAGAAGAGGUGGGGAAUCAUUUUUAAAUGCCUGACGGUGAGAGCUGUGCAUCUGGAUGUCCUGACUUCCAUUGAUACAGACUCCUUUCUGAUGGCACUUCGGCGGUUCAUCGCCCGAAGAGGAACCCCAGCAGAGAUUUAUUCAGACCAGGGGACAAACUUUAGAGGAGGUAAUGCAGAGCUGAAGGACGCGUUUACAGCCAUGUCAUCAGACCUACAACAGCUCUUGGCCCCACAGAAAAUCAAAUUUCAUUUCAACCCUUCAGCAGCUCCCCACUUUAGAGGUUCAUGGGAGCGAGAAAUACGCUCUGUGAAAAAUGCUUUGUACACUACAGUUGGGGCACAGCCAGUGCCAGAAGAGGUCCUCCACACAGUGCUUGUGGAGGUGGAAGGGAUUCUCAACUCAAAACCGCUUGGCUAUGUUUCCUCGGAUGUAAGUGAUCCAGAUCCUGUGACCCYCAACUGCCUUCUCAUGGGGCGGCCUGAUGGAUCUCUGCAACAGGUAGUUUACGCCAAGGAUGAGCUUCUUAGCCGCCGCCUCCGGUGGAAGCAUGCACAAGUACUUGCUGACCAUUUUUGGGCACGCUUCAUUCGCUUGUACUUACCUGGACUGCAGCCUCGUCAAAAGUGGCAAUCCAACGCAGAUGACAUCACUGAAGGGACUGUUGUUAUGAUGGUGGAUCCCCAGCUCCCGCGGGCUCUUUGGCCCGUUGGGCGCAUUGUCAGAGUUCACCCCAGCCCUGAUGGACAUAUUAGAUCAGCAGAUGUGAAGGUCAAGGUCAAGGACAGAGUAUACACAYGGCCUGUGGCAYGACUGGUCGUGCUCCCAGCCCUUCCUGAAGAAUAACAGUUAUUUCCCAUCACAGGAAUAACUGUUGUAUUGGACUAAGGACUUUGUUUGGAGCAAAUGUACUGAAUACAUUUGGGGGCGGCUGUACAAAAGGCCCUGUAUAUUGCCUUAAGCUUGYCCAAGUUCAUUUGUUAUUAAUGUAAGUUUGUAGUUAUUCUGUUAAGUAUCCUUUAUCCUUUCUGGGUUGCCGUAGCAUAGUAGUCGCACUAUGAUGACAUCAUCACUGCUGCUCAUGCCUGUAGUAAGGUGUGGCUUCCACAUGGGAGAGUUAGUUGCCUGAAGGAGAUCUGAGAGAAUAAGAACAUGCUGUCAGCUAAAGUGCAUUUCCUGAGUGUGCAUUAUUGACAAGAAACCACACACAAAUAAAUACACACAUAAAUACAUACACAUACACACACACAUGCACACACAUACAUUUACCUAAGUUUUACCUUCAUGGAGAGAUGCCUGUACCCCUGUUCACUGCAAAUGUUCUAAAUACAGAAGUUAAAUGGAAA
Messenger RNA from Austrofundulus limnaeus, 3913 nucleotides. RefSeq lists its product as uncharacterized. NCBI's taxonomy places the organism in Eukaryota, Metazoa, Chordata, Actinopteri, Cyprinodontiformes, Rivulidae. The record is from RefSeq and is a predicted model, not a curated record.